Molecule: messenger RNA, 1304 nt
Organism: Lytechinus variegatus (green sea urchin)
Lineage: Eukaryota; Metazoa; Echinodermata; Echinoidea; Temnopleuroida; Toxopneustidae
Exons: 9
Coding region: 84-875 (263 amino acids)
Cellular component (GO): plasma membrane
Molecular function (GO): protein binding
Source: RefSeq, a predicted model, not a curated record
GGGAUGUGAAUGUCAAAGUUGCCGCCACGUUGGAGGGAGUCGAUUUCAUUUCCGAGUAUAGUGAUCCUUCCUCUACUGAAUACAUGACUUUCACUGGCACAGUAGAAACUGAGCUGAUGAACGGAUUACAGAGCAAUGGCCAGCUCAUGGGUUACAUAACUGAUGUGACUGUGACGGGUCUAAGCCCUGGGAGUGUCAUCGUGGAUGCAGAUAUUGGGGUCUCAGCAGCGAUCGCGAUGUCUCUAUCCGAGGAAUCUAAAAACACCACGUCAGCCUUCGAAGUUCAGCUGGCAGUAGCAAAUCUGGUAUCUAGCGCCAUCAACGAUGCUGUUACGACAUCACUCUCUAAUAAUCCUCAACUUGGUUCGUCAGAUGCUCAAGCUGAUAUUACAGAUGUACGUGUUCCAGUAACCGUCAAUGGUAUAAGCAUCCCAGAUAGUGUAACGCCAGGGGAUCCUUGCGCUGAUGGGUUUUUCCGCUGCACUGACGGUACCUGCAUACAUGAAACCUUGAGAUGCAACUACUUUGAUCAAUGUCCAAUGGGAGAAGAUGAGCAAUUAUGUGGUGAAUGCGAAAGUGAUGAGUUCAUGUGUGACAACGGCAAAUGUAUACCAGAGCAAUGGCAAUGUAAUUUUUACCUCAAUUGUGGUUAUGACAACGGCAUGUACAACUACGAAGACGAGAUUGGCUGCGGACAAGGGGAGAUAGAAAACAUCACCCUUGUUCAAGGGACACCGGUGCUCGUCCAGCCCCCAUCCUACCCCAACCCAUACCCGCUCUUGAGAACCGUUACUGGGCUAUCACCACGGAAGACCCUGACCUCAUCAUCGGAUACACUUUCAUUACAUUCGACCUUAGACUUUCGGCCAGACUGAACUUUGAAAACAGAACCACGGGUAUAAGCCAUCCAUCAAACGAUUUGGCGUUCUAUUAUUACCGCUUUGAACCGGUUCCAGGAAGAGUUUAUGCUCUACAGACCAACGCUGCAUUUAUGUUCUUCUAUCCUGGCACACAUCCUGGCGGAACGGGAUUUGAAAUUGAAUUCAACGCCAUUCAUCCGUCUACAUAUACACCUGUUCCGUGUGACCUUGGACAGUUCCAGUGUGCCAGUGAUGGGGAAUGCAUCCCCAGCUACUAUCAGUGUGACGAUUACUACGACUGUUCAGACAAGUCAGACGAAAUUCCAGAGGUUUGCGCCAAUAUGCCCCCUCCAGGAGAGUGUGUUGCUGGCAACCAUCAGUAUCAGUGUGCAGAUGGUGAGACAUGCAUCCAUGCUGCCUGGGAAUGUGAUCACUAUGAAGAUU